AUGUCGGCCUACCCGGUGACCUAUAACGGGUCUGCUGUCGGGACUGGUGGUGACUCGCUCACCGAGGACCUGAACAUCUACUACAAUGCUGGUGAUAUCGCUUGGGUGGUUACCUCGUCCGCCCUGGUCUUGCUCAUGAUUCCCGGUGUUGGUUUCUUCUACUCUGGUCUGGCCCGUCGCAAGUCAGCCCUCUCCCUGAUCUGGCUCUCCAUCAUGUCGGUCGGCGUCGUUUCGUUCCAGUGGUUUUUCUGGGGCUACUCACUGGCCUUCUCCCACACUGCUGGCUCGUUCAUCGGCGACCUCCAGAACUUUGGCUUCAGAAACGUCCUGGCUGCCCCCUCGGUCGGCGGUACCCAUGUCCCGGAUCUUCUGUUCGCUAUCUUCCAGGGCAUGUUUGCUGCAAUUACCGUCGCCCUAGCAGUCGGCGCAGUCGCCGAGCGAGGCCGUAUGCUCCCCUGCAUUGUCUUCAUGUUCAUCUGGUCGACUGUCAUCUACGACCCCAUUGCCUGCUGGACAUGGAAUGCCUCGGGAUGGGUGUAUAAAAUGGGAGGACUCGACUUUGCCGGCGGCACCCCGGUGCACAUUGCCUCUGGCUCUGCUGCCCUGGCCUACUCAUUGAUGCUGGGCAAGCGACGCGGCCACGGUACCCACGAGCUCAACUACCGCCCUCACAACGUCACUCACGUUGUUAUCGGCACCGUCUUCCUGUGGGUCGGUUGGUUUGGAUUCAACGCCGGCUCUGCUCUCGCUGCCAACCUCCGUGCCGUUAUGGCUGCUGUCGUGACCAACCUGGCUGCCUCCGUCGGUGGCGUCACCUGGUGCCUCCUCGACUACCGGCUGGAGAAGAAGUGGUCCACUGUCGGCUUCUGUUCGGGUGUCAUCGCCGGCCUGGUUGCUAUUACUCCUGGAUCGGGUUUUGUCACCCCUUGGGCUGCCUUUAUCUAUGGUGUUGUCGGUGCUAUUGCAUGCAACUACGCCACCAAGCUCAAGUUCCUGCUGCGUAUUGAUGAUGCCCUCGAUAUCUUCGCGGUCCACACCAUCGGCGGCCUGGUUGGCAAUCUUCUGACCGGUCUCUUUGCUGCUGACUACAUUGCGCAUUUGGACGGCGCCACCACGAUCCCCGGCGGCUGGAUCAACCACAAUUACAUUCAGCUGGGCUACCAGCUGGCCGACUCGGUCUCCGGGUUUGCUUACUCCUUCUUGGGGACAUGUCUCAUCCUGUUCAUCCUCAACCUCAUCCCUGGUAUGAGUCUACGUGCUCCGGAGGAGGACGAGAUUAUGGGUAUCGAUGACGCCGAGAUUGGCGAGUUCGCUUAUGACUAUGUUGAGAUCACCCGCGAUAUCGUCAACGGGGUUGAGGCCAGCGAUGACAGCUCCAAGCGUACUGUCACGCCUACGGGCGAGGUUCCCAUUGUGGAAAAGGUCUAA
This is a messenger RNA of Penicillium riverlandense, 1428 nucleotides long. RefSeq names its product ammonium permease MEP2. The transcript has 6 exons. Gene Ontology annotation, biological process: ammonium transmembrane transport. The record is from RefSeq and is a predicted model, not a curated record. Gene Ontology annotation, cellular component: plasma membrane. Gene Ontology annotation, molecular function: ammonium channel activity. Bases 1 to 1428 code for a protein of 475 amino acids. NCBI's taxonomy places the organism in Eukaryota, Fungi, Ascomycota, Eurotiomycetes, Eurotiales, Aspergillaceae.